AGACCUCUUUAAAACAAAAACAAAUCAAAAUGUUCAAAUUGGUGGUGUUGUCUGCUAUCCUGGCCGUUGCCGUCGCUGCCCCAUCUGGAGUCUCCCACUAUGCUGCCCCCAUCCUCACCAAAGCCGUCCACUAUGCCGAACCCCUCCACGCCACGGUGGUGAAGCCCGAGCUGGAGCGCCGCACAUACGUCGAGGUUGAGCCCCAGGUGCACGUUGUGGACACCCCAGUGGUGAAGAAGGUUGCCGAUGUUGUUGAGCACAUCCCAACUGCUGUGUCCCACCAGAGCUCCACCAUUGUCCACAACACCGAGCGCAUUGCUCACCCCAUCCUUGCUCACGGAUACGAGAAGACCAUCGUCGAGGGUGCCCCACUCGUCAAGACCUACCAUGAGGAUACCCCAGUCCUCAAGACCUACACCGCUCCCAUUGGUUAUGCUCACCACUACGAACCCCAUCUCUACUCCCACGCCUACGCCUACACUGCCCCACACGCCUACGCCCACACCUAUGCCGCCCCAGCCCUCCGCUACGGAUGGUAA
Messenger RNA from Lutzomyia longipalpis, 539 nucleotides. Its product is annotated as larval/pupal cuticle protein H1C-like. The coding region runs from base 30 to 539 and encodes 169 amino acids. The transcript has 2 exons. Lineage: Eukaryota; Metazoa; Arthropoda; Insecta; Diptera; Psychodidae. The record is from RefSeq and is a predicted model, not a curated record.